Messenger RNA from Uloborus diversus, 1555 nucleotides. Its product is annotated as leucine-rich repeat-containing protein 58-like. The record is from RefSeq and is a predicted model, not a curated record. Gene Ontology annotation, molecular function: protein binding. The transcript is spliced from 4 exons. NCBI's taxonomy places the organism in Eukaryota, Metazoa, Arthropoda, Arachnida, Araneae, Uloboridae. The coding region runs from base 126 to 1313 and encodes 395 amino acids.
CUAUGGAAGGAAGAUGUUAUAUUUUUCUUCGGAGAUAAACAAAAUGACUUUUUUCGAAUUCCACGUUAGUUGAAAAGUUAAGUUUUUAAAUAUAUAUUCAAUAUACAACUACCUUCAAGUGAAAUAUGGCUGAAGGAUUUAAAAAUAGUGAAGUAAAACUUCCAGAUGUUGAAAAUGAAUCGCCAGAACCUAGUGCGAACAAUAAUGAAAAUGUAGCCAACUGGUCUUACUAUCAUAAUCAUGCUAAUGAAUACUCGUUGGAUAUGUCUUACUUAUAUCUAGACGGCUUAACACUUCAUCAUAAUUUGAAUAUCUUUAAAAAUUCAGUAGAAGAUGAUGAUGAAAGUACUUCAAAUGGAGAAGUGCAUUUCUUGUAUCUUCAGCAUAAUCGAAUGGAUUUCAUUCCACAAAACAUCAACAAAUUUAAGAACUUGAAACAUGUUGAUCUUAGUAAUAACCUUCUUACAGAAAUUAAUGAAGCUGUAUUUGAAUUAAAGAGGUUGACUAUUUUGAUAGCGCGCAACAACUUUCUAAAUGAUUAUUCAUUACCCAAAAAAUUAGGCAUGCUACAGAAUUUAGAAGAACUAAAUUUGAGUGGAAAUUCAUUCAAAACAAUUCCUCCUGAAAUAAUAGACACAAAAAGUUUGAAAGCCUUGUAUAUGGGAGGUAAUCAACUAGAAGAGUUGCCACGGGAUAUCUGGAAACUGGAAAAAUUAGAAACAUUAUAUCUUGGUGGCAACAAUCUGAAGGACAUUCCUGCCGAAAUGGGAAGGUUACACUUUCUCAGGUCUCUAGUUCUAUGUGAAAAUCAACUGCAGAGUUUGCCUUCUACUAUCUCACACCUAAGAAGAUUGCGUUCCCUAUCUUUACAUAAUAAUCAGCUAACCACUUUGCCUCCAGAAAUUGUUACUCUUAAAGGACUUGUUGAAUUGAGCUUACGAGACAAUCCAUUAGUUGUCAGAUUUGUGCAAGAAAUGAUGUAUGAUCCUCCCUCCCUAAGAGAACUUGCUGCUAGAAGCAUAAAAUUGUUCCGUGUGCCUUAUAAGGAUAGGGAGCUUCCUUCAACAUUGUCAUACUUCUUGAACAGUGCCUGUAGAUGUGUUAAUCCUAGAUGUAAAGGUGUGUACUUUGAUGUCAGAGUUGAGCACAUAAAGUUUGUUGAUUUUUGUGGGAAAUACAGGAUUCCACUUUUGCAAUAUCUGUGCUCACCAAGGUGUAGCACUUCGCCAUCAUGCAGCACAUCUGACUCAAACAGUUCUGAUGAUGAUAGUGAUGUGCCAGAAAGCCGGUUGCGCAGAGUUCUUUUGGGAUGAUUUCAGUAGCAAAAUUUCCCAUCUAUUUUCAAACUUUUUUUGACGAUAGAUAAAAAGUUUUUUGAAGUGCAAGAAAUAAAUAUGUAUUUUUUAAAUAUAAAAUAGGUCAGUUAUUUGUGUGACAUGCUUUUAUAAAUUGCGAUGUAACAUGAAGUUGUUGAUUUAAAUUACAGAAGAAUGUCAAAAAUCGGAGCAUACAUUUGAAAACUCUCUUGACCAUAAAUCUGAUUUUUUUAAAAAUG